This is a messenger RNA of Cercocebus atys (sooty mangabey), 5090 nucleotides long. RefSeq names its product pre-B-cell leukemia homeobox 3 (gene PBX3). The record is from RefSeq and is a predicted model, not a curated record. Bases 2554 to 3633 code for a protein of 359 amino acids. The transcript is spliced from 9 exons. NCBI's taxonomy places the organism in Eukaryota, Metazoa, Chordata, Mammalia, Primates, Cercopithecidae. Gene Ontology annotation, biological process: brain development; animal organ morphogenesis; neuron development. Gene Ontology annotation, cellular component: nucleus. Gene Ontology annotation, molecular function: RNA polymerase II cis-regulatory region sequence-specific DNA binding; DNA-binding transcription factor activity, RNA polymerase II-specific.
UAAUCAUUGUUUAAAAGGUUUCAAUAGUUAAAUAUAUAUCUAAAUGCUAUUGACUUUUGGAAAUAAUAUGCAUAAUAAAAUCACUUAAAUACAGUGUCUUGUCAAAGCCAGUACAUAUGGGCUUUAUAUUUGCAUGUCUUUUUUUUUUUUUUUUUUUUUCUGUGCAAACAUGACAUUCAUUCACAUUAGAAUUUUUUCCCUGUUAGGCUAACAUUUCUUAACUAGGUUGCAGAUUAGCAUUGGAAUGAUAGGACAUUUUGCAAAUGCAUCUUAAAAUAUGAAUUCAUUAAUUUGUGGAAGACUAAUUCAUUUAGAAUAGCUUCUUGAGGGCAAAAAAACAUUCAUAAGAUAGUUUGCUUGUUAUGCCAUCCAAUCAAACUGAAGAAGUUAUUAAGAGUACCAGAAAAAAAUAGAGUACAUUUUGGAUUGGUAAAUGAUCUGAGUGUGAAUUGAUGAAGCCUUUUCUGGAUUCUCAAAAUUAUCACUAUUAUCUCAUUCUAGCCAAUGUUACUUACAAUUUUUCUUUAAAAUAUUUACAUCAUUCUCAACAAAUUAGUUAGAAGACUAAACCAUUCUAAAAUGUCACACAUACCAGCAAAAUGUAUUCACAUGUCUAAAAAAACCACAUACUAAAAUUUAUUGUACUUCUAGUUUAUAUAGGGAAAACUGCUAUUUGAGGGCAUCUGAUUUAAAAGUAUUGGAUUGCAGUGAGAAACAGCAUCAAAGUUUAUGGGAGUUUUCCAUAGAAGUGCAUGUUUACUCUGUAUUAGACAUGGCCAGAAUUAUCAUUCACAUAGCAUCCUGUAAAGAUCUUAAACUACGUGAAUAUAUAUUUACCACUAGCCAACUUAACUAAGCCCUAAUUAAGGACUGUUUUAAUAAAAUUUAAAGUAUACUUUCACUUAGUCAUUCUUAUAAUAAUUAAGAUAUUAAUGUGACUUACUGUAAUUGAAGAAUUACCCAAUAUACUACAAAAUACAUCCUUCUUUAACAAAUAUGGCUAUUUAAAUACAGUAAUCUAUACGUAAGAAUUCUAACUUGAGCCUCAAGUCAACAGUAAAUAAUUAUGAUGGAAUUGAUAAUGAAGUUCCUGCUUGCCCUUUAGUUCUUUGGACCUGUGGUCUCUUAGCUAUAAAAAACAGAUUUGAGCUCAUGAAGCAGUGGUUUUGCACUUUUAGAAUAAAAUUUAUCAGUUGGAAGCUACUGUUCUCACCAGUAAGGUUACUGUCUCCCAACCUCUCCCCACCUCUACCUGUCUUCCCUAGCAGAGCCUGAUUCUGAUAGAAGAGCAAACUUUUCCCAGAAAUUUUCAGUCUCCUUUGGAUUGUGAUACACCCUAUGUUUUAGGGAAUUUAGUGUAAUAAUGAUUCCCAUUUGCUUUAGGGAGUAAAUAAACUAUGUUUUUGGUGUUCCGCCUGGACAAUGUAGCAGGAUCCCAUCUUCUGAAAAAAUAGUAAAAGAAAGCUUAAGGGCCUUUUGAAUUUUAGGGCCCAUUUCAGAAUCAUUAGGCCACUUAUUAUAGUUUGUAGUUAUAAUGUCAGAGAGUCCUGACUAAAUUCUGAACUGGUUCAGGAACCUAUGGAACAUAGCUCAGUCCUCUCAUUUGAUAGAUGAGGGAAAUUAGACUCAGGGGUGGCGUGACUUGCCCAAGGCUGUAAAACCAAAUAACAGAGCAGAUACGAAGUGAAGAUACAGAAUGCUGAACCUCUAGUCUACUGCUCUGUUUUAUAAAUUCAAGUUGUAGCAGAUUGAUUUAGUACAUUCUUUUGGAUAUUCAUGAUUGUUUUUAUUACAGUUAUUUUAUAUUGAAUGUUAAAGUUGUUUAAAGCAUAUAAGUACAAUUUUUUAAAUGAGUACAAAUUUAUUGUUUAAACUAGAUGGCUAAAUUUAUGCAAAACAUUAAAUCUUUUGGAAGAACACACAAGUAAUAAAAUAGAAACGAUUGAAUUUGGAACUGAUGAGUAUGAAAACAAAAACAAAAACAACUCUCAGAAACUCAUUUUGACAUCAGGAGGUAUUUUUCUCCAAUAAGUCGUUUGGUAAAAGAAACACCUAUGGUGUUGAGAGGAAUGCUGCUGCAGUGCUUCUAAGGAAGCUAAUUGUUUUCCAAAAAACUUAUGAGAUGAUAGGCUUUUAUGUCAUAUGCCUAGUUUGUUUUCUCCCUUAUUGUGUACUUCACAUUCUUUAGAUGAUGGAGGUGGGGGGAGCAGUGGGGGGAGAGAGAGCUCACCCACAGGCAGGGGAGGUUGUUGUCAGAGGGUAGGUACAUGAAGAGAGGGGAGUAGAGCACAAAUCAGACAGCUUCAAAAUGCAGUUGAUAGUCUUACAGCCUUUUGGUCAGCUGGCGAAGAUUUGAAUGCCUCAUUUGCCAGAACAUAAUAUAGACUCUCCUUCACUCUGCAGUUUCUGCAAAGUUAAGAUUAGAACGAGGAGUCUUCAUUUUUAAAAAGAGAAGACAAUUUGUCCAAACACUUCAUGUGAAAAUAAAUUAUUUGAAUUUUGGUACAUCUUAAGUGACAAAGAGGGUCUUACUUCCAGUAACAGUUUCAAAGAAUGUUACCAAACAACAACAACAACAACAACAACAACAACAACAAACCAGGUCUCAGCAUCAGAGGAGCCCAGGAGGAGGACCCUCCCGAUCCCCAGCUAAUGAGACUGGACAAUAUGCUUUUGGCAGAAGGGGUUUCAGGUCCUGAGAAAGGUGGGGGAUCGGCGGCAGCAGCUGCAGCCGCGGCAGCCUCUGGAGGUUCUUCAGAUAACUCUAUUGAACACUCAGAUUACAGAGCCAAAUUGACCCAGAUCAGACAAAUCUAUCACACAGAACUGGAGAAAUAUGAACAGGCAUGUAAUGAAUUUACUACACAUGUGAUGAACCUUCUCCGAGAACAGAGUAGAACACGUCCCAUUUCUCCAAAAGAGAUUGAAAGAAUGGUGGGCAUCAUCCAUCGAAAAUUUAGUUCCAUUCAAAUGCAACUCAAACAAAGCACUUGUGAAGCAGUUAUGAUUUUAAGAUCAAGGUUCCUCGAUGCCAGACGGAAAAGGCGUAACUUCAGUAAACAGGCCACAGAAAUCUUGAAUGAAUAUUUUUACUCACACCUCAGCAACCCCUACCCCAGUGAAGAAGCCAAAGAGGAGCUGGCCAAGAAAUGCAGCAUCACAGUGUCACAGGUAUCCAAUUGGUUUGGCAACAAACGAAUCAGGUACAAGAAGAAUAUCGGCAAGUUUCAGGAAGAAGCCAACCUCUAUGCUGCAAAGACGGCCGUGACAGCUGCACACGCAGUAGCAGCAGCUGUGCAGAACAACCAGACCAAUUCGCCCACCACACCAAAUUCCGGUUCUUCUGGUUCUUUUAACCUCCCAAAUUCUGGGGACAUGUUCAUGAACAUGCAGAGUCUGAAUGGGGAUUCUUACCAAGGGUCCCAAGUCGGAGCCAAUGUGCAAUCACAGGUGGAUACCCUCCGUCAUGUUAUCAAUCAGACGGGAGGCUACAGUGAUGGCCUUGGAGGAAAUUCACUGUACAGUCCACAUAAUUUAAAUGCUAAUGGAGGCUGGCAGGACGCAACAACUCCAUCUUCUGUGACUUCUCCUACAGAAGGCCCAGGAAGUGUGCACUCGGAUACCUCUAACUAAUCUCUGGCCACACUUUUCCCUGAGCUGACAUGCCUUGAUAAGUGCAUUCAGAGCAAUAGGAGGAAAAGGAAAGCGUUUUUGUAGCCCACCAUCUACAGCUUUACUGUAAAACCUUGUCUUAUUAGAGAACUUGGUAAAUCUGUUUUUUAAGGAAUCAUAAUCAUUUGUAUUUAUACUUAAAAACACACAAUGUUAAAAAAAAAAAAAAAAGCACUUUAUCCAAUUAGGCCAAGAUUUAACAUUGUUGACAGUCCUGUAGCUAUUUUAUCAUAAUUUAUUACCAAUAUUUUACAUUAAUGGUUUCACAGUUGCCAAUUACUUGGCCUUAAGGGUAAAAAGUACAAUAUACACUAAACCUCAAUCGUUAAAGCAGAUGCAAAAAUUCACCUCACCUAAAUUGAACUUCUUGCAUAUUUCCAUUACUGACUUGGAUUGUCUUACUUUCAUAUCACUAAUGGAGUUGGAAUAAAGAGCUGUUUGGCUAUCCCUGUUAAUGAUGGUUGUGUUUAAGAAUCUUCCUCGUCACGUUUGUGUUCAGAUCUCUUAUGUUAUAAUUAGAUCAGAGACUGGUAGCAUCGUUUCUCUCUCUGAAAGCACCAGUGCCCAGAGUCUGCUCGGUAAUAAAAUUAUGGAUCCAGAUUGUUCUGAGAGACGAAGAUACUUGCUGCUGAUAGAGGUGAAAACGAGAUCGAUCCGUCUGGGGUUUUACGGUGUGCACUGGGUGCUGCAUAGACUUGUCAAGGUUUGCUACGUCCUCUGGGCAUCCGCAAAAGGCCCUGCUCUCUGGAGUGUUGUAUAUAGUGUAGCAAAAGAGUAUUUAUACAUCCCACCAAUCAAAACACAGCUUUAUUACCUCAUGCGAACUCAUACAAACCAAUAGAAUUUCAACAUGUUCUGUAGCUUAGAGUGCUCACUUACUACCUCUGAACAAUACUCACGCUGUAGUUUGUCUCUUUCUUAUCUUUUUGCAUCUUGUAAUUAACUCUUUGUUUCCCUUCAUAAAAUGUAAUGUACAUUGUAAUCUUUUAAAAGAAAAAUCAGGGUUGCAUUUGCAACUUUUAAAAAACCGAGAGUGGAAACAUUGGGUCUUAAUUCAACACAGGAUCAGUAAAACUGUUGUAAAUACUGAGAAACAUUUUGAAUGUUCUUCAUCUUACUACUAAUCCAUGCAAAAAAAAAAAAAAAAGCAGCGACUAAUUGUGAUGCAUUCAGAUUUCAGUAUUCAGUACUGUAUAUUUCACCCUGUGUAAUGGGGCCCCCUCUCCUUUCUCUUUUUGUAUUGUAUGCGAUUCUGAAACUGAUUGAGUCAUGAAAAUAAUUUGUGGCGGUGAUUCUAAUGUAUUAAAAACGUUUCGUGUUCCUUUCUAACUGGAUUACACCCUGGAUUGAAAAAGUCUUCCUCGUGGUAGUUACAUGUAGUUUCAAACAUGAAUAAACUUUUUGCUUUCAUGAUUAAA